Molecule: messenger RNA, 570 nt
Organism: Rhodamnia argentea
Lineage: Eukaryota; Viridiplantae; Streptophyta; Magnoliopsida; Myrtales; Myrtaceae
Product: agamous-like MADS-box protein AGL61
Exons: 1
Coding region: 1-570 (189 amino acids)
Biological process (GO): regulation of transcription by RNA polymerase II
Molecular function (GO): protein dimerization activity; DNA-binding transcription factor activity, RNA polymerase II-specific; RNA polymerase II cis-regulatory region sequence-specific DNA binding
Source: RefSeq, a predicted model, not a curated record
AUGGGGAAAAAACCUAGCUUGGGUCGCCAGAAGAUCGUGAUCGCCCGAAUCCCCAAGAAAAACCAUCUCCAGGUGACUUUCUCGAAACGAAGAUCGGGACGCUUCAAGAAAGCAAGCGAACUUUGCACUCUUAGCGGGGUCGAUGUCGGUAUCAUAGUGUUCUCUCUGGCUAGCAAAGUUUUCUCUUUUGGCCAUCCUGAGGUCGAACUGAUCAUCGACCGAUUCCUCGCCCGACACAAUCUGCCUCCUCUUGAUACCAGUGCUCAUCACCAACUCUUCGAAGCUCAUCGAAGUGUGAACCUUCGGGAGCUCAACAUGAUACUGACUCAAGUCCUCGAUGAACUAGAAGUUGAAAGAAAGCACGGGGAGAGGCUUGACGUGAUGCGAAAAGCGAGCCAAAGGCAGUGUUGGUGGGAGGCUCCCGUUGAUGAGCUUGGCUUGUGUGAGCUGGAGCAAUUGAGAACGUCAAUGGAGGAGAUGAAGAUGAAUGUGGAGAAGUUGACUAGCAAGUUGAUGGCAACUCUUCUCCUCCAAAUGGUUUGCCAUUUUCAGGGGUUAAUACUGGAUUAG